CCGCUUGGUUAACAAACUGUAAAUUAAUUAUUAGACGAAUAAUAUUGUCUGAAAAUGUCAAAUAGUCACUUAUUUCUCAAGUCGGGGUUUCCACGUGCCCCCUUGCAAAAUGGGCUUGGCCGAUAUGUGUGCCAGCUGCAGCGCAUAACGCUCAAGUUUUGCAAGAACAACGGCUCCAGCAGAGGCAUGCGGGAUUUCAUUGAAAACCAUCUAGUGGAUUUUGCAAAGGAGAAUCCUGGCAUUGUGGUUUAUGUAAAGCCGCGCCGACAUCGCACACCCGUACUAGUAGGCGAAUACUUAAAUGGUGAACGGGAAUGGCUCAAUUGUCGCAACAACACCAAGGAUGAGAUCUCAAAGUGGAUAGAGCUGCUGAAGACACAAAACGGCUGCUCCAGCUCAUUACGCUUGCGGAAAAUGUGGCACACUGACGUACCUUCCGUACAAGGGCCCUGGACACCAUUCCUGCUGCGUUCGCCCGAUGCAAAUAGCAUAGAAUAUCCAAAUAUAGAUGCAUCCAAGCCCUUGGAUAUUCCGAAAACAGCCACCGAUAAGCUCAUUGAAUUGUUUAAAAAACAAAAACUGGAGGCUGGCGAUGGUGCAGAAGAUUUGCUGAAGCAGAAGCGAGCCGAGUAAAUAUUCAAACUAUUUAAUGUUACAAAUACAAUUAAGUUGAGUUGGCUAAUCGUUGUCUUUAUUUGAUAAAUAUUCAACAUAAAGUGGUGUUCAAAAAUUUAAAAAUAAAUACUUUAUAACUAAAAGACAACUGU
This is a messenger RNA of Scaptodrosophila lebanonensis, 767 nucleotides long. It is a transcript of the gene mRpL43, whose product is annotated as 39S ribosomal protein L43, mitochondrial. Gene Ontology annotation, molecular function: structural constituent of ribosome. Gene Ontology annotation, cellular component: mitochondrial large ribosomal subunit. NCBI's taxonomy places the organism in Eukaryota, Metazoa, Arthropoda, Insecta, Diptera, Drosophilidae. Bases 55 to 633 code for a protein of 192 amino acids. The record is from RefSeq and is a predicted model, not a curated record. The transcript is spliced from 3 exons. Gene Ontology annotation, biological process: mitochondrial translation.